This is a messenger RNA of Dunckerocampus dactyliophorus (ringed pipefish), 1122 nucleotides long. RefSeq names its product caspase activity and apoptosis inhibitor 1. The transcript is spliced from 6 exons. NCBI's taxonomy places the organism in Eukaryota, Metazoa, Chordata, Actinopteri, Syngnathiformes, Syngnathidae. The record is from RefSeq and is a predicted model, not a curated record. The coding region runs from base 79 to 945 and encodes 288 amino acids.
CGCGACGUUCACCACAAACAGGAGCGGCUAUCAUGAACCAGGCGUGAGUGAUAUAUUUGGAGUUUUUUGUCGCCUAAAAUGCUCAAAAAGAAGUCAAGCAGUGGCGAAAAGAAACGGAAACACGCCCCGUCCGAUGAGCGGCAUCGCGGGAGUAAACAUAAAAGUGCUGAGAGUAACAAAGAGGACGCUAAGGAUGAGCUCGCCGACGCAGAGCUGGACAGGGUUGGCAGUGACAUUGAGGAAGGUGGGCUCGAUCUCGGGGUGCCAUUCCAGCCCAUCACCGCUUAUGUGAGCGACAAAAAGGAGAUGCUGGAGCAGUGCUUCCGUGUGCUGGGAGAGAAGAAACUACGCAGGAUGCUGCCCGAGGAAUUCAAGGACUUUAGCUUAGAGGAAAUCCAAAAACUGUGUUGGCAGCAACUGGAACCGAUUUCAGAGCGAAACAUUGUGCAGAUCCUAUCUGGGGAGCAAGUGACUGAAGAAAACAUCAAAAACACACAACAAUCCUCAGAAAGCCAACGAGACAACAACAUAGUGUGCGUGAAAGAAGCAACAAGUGACAACACCAAGCAAGAGGUCAGUGCCUCCAGCGAGGACAGUGAUGUCCUCAGCAUCAACGCCGACACUAGCGACAUUGAAGCGCCCAAAGACGAGCAGCCGGUGGACAAAAACGGUGCAGCGGUUUGUCCGCCCAAAGCGGAGGCCAUCCAAAACGAUAUUGACCGAAGCGUCAGUGAGAUAUUAGCGUCCAAGGAUGAGGAAGCUAACAAGGAGGGUCUAGCAUUAUCCGUCCAGGACGUUCCGAGCCGUGCCGUUGUCGCUGCUAACGCCGCAAAAACGUGUCCGCCAUCACUUCGGCAGCUGGAACUUCUUGAAUUGGAGAUGAGGGCACGCGCAAUAAAGGCCUUGAUGAAAGCUAGUAAUGGGAAAGCAGCUAGCCAGGGAUAAAAUGCUGCACGUUUUGAUAUUAAAAUGAAUCAAUAACCAAAUAAAAUGGGCCCGUGGCCCAUUUUUUAGCCCUGACCCUCAGUUUGUCAACCUGCUCUAUGUGUAUCAUCACUCCACCAUGUUUUUUUUUUUAGUUUUUAAUCAAACUGUUGUAAAUAAAUGGAACGCUAACUUGUA